Messenger RNA from Aspergillus campestris IBT 28561, 683 nucleotides. RefSeq lists its product as uncharacterized. The transcript has a single exon. The record is from RefSeq and is a predicted model, not a curated record. The annotation marks the transcript as partial. Lineage: Eukaryota; Fungi; Ascomycota; Eurotiomycetes; Eurotiales; Aspergillaceae.
CCCGAUUGCAUCCUCCCCCACUCAUCUCGGAUACCUGCCGACUCUCGAGUUUUUCAAAUACAAUUUAUCAUGGUUAUCCGAUGGUCUCGAAGCACUCGAUUGUAGGAUGGACAUAAUGGACUACCUCUAUCAAGGUGUCGCAUCGGGCAAGCUACGGAACAGAGAUCGGACGCUCGGAUCGGCAAUGGCUGUCCACAUACUUGAUGGCGGUUCCUCAAUUGAUCCGAUGCAGAAAUCUCUCCUUCUACAUGGCUCUGAGAACCCCUCGACAUGUGUCCAGUCGUGCAUUUCAUGUCCAGUCGCGUAUUUCGAUGCGGCAUGCCAGCGCAAACGGUCCCCUCAACUUGGCCCUGACAGCGUAGUCCGGUAUUGUGUAGUCGCUGGAACCACCAGUCAUCUGGUGGAAAACAAUUCUUCAACGAUCACUGACCCACGUCAGAACAUGGAGGUCGUUGUCCAUGGAUCGCUGGUUGGGCACCGAGGAUGCACGGUUAUGUUGGUGUUCGUGCAGUGUACCUGGAGGAGCAAGUCCCGGCCCUUGCGGCGAGGUGAUCCUGCAUUGGUGAACCAGAACUACCCAUUCUCAACCUAUCCCCUGGACAGACAGGUGGUUCUCCUUGUUUGGACAUCGGAUAUGGUUCUAGGGUCAUUCAAGACAGCUGUAGUGUAGAAUUAGCCACGAC